This is a messenger RNA of Acanthosepion pharaonis, 1404 nucleotides long. The record is from the annotation of a GenBank genome assembly. Lineage: Eukaryota; Metazoa; Mollusca; Cephalopoda; Sepiida; Sepiidae.
AUGAUAUCUAUCAUCGUGCCAAGAAACGGCCACAGCUCCGAUCUAACCAAUCUCGCGCCAGCGUUAUUUCGGUUUUCACUCCUCUUCAAAUAUUCAUUUCUCAUUCCUGCUUUAUUUUCAUUUUUUCAAUUCUUUCUUGAUUUUUUAGAUGUCGCAUUUUAUAAAAGAUUCCCACAAUCAUUUUACGCAUUCAUUAUGCCAACGGAUAAUUUCUUUUUCACUUGGUCUUCAUUAAUUUCAUUCCCUUAUUCUUUCCUCUUUUUUUCUUCGUCUUUCUUUUGCAUUUUAUUUGUCGACUUCUUUUCUUUUUCUCUUAAUUUCUCUUCCUCUUUACUUUUAUCCUCUUUCCUCUUUUUUUCUUCGUCAUUGUUUUGCAUUUCCUCUUUUGACUUCUUUCUUUUUCUUUUAAAUUCUCUUCAUCUUUUCUUUUUUCUUCUUUUCACAUGUUUUUUCGUCUUACUUUUGACUGUCUUUUUUUCGACUCUUUUUUUCUUCCUCUGUUCUUUUAUCUGCUUUCCACUCUUUUCUUUGUCUUUUUUUUUUCACUUUCUUUUUUCGACUUCUGCCAUUUUUCUCUUAAUAUCGCUUUACCUUUUCUUUUAUUCUCUUUCCACUUGUUUCUUCGACUUCUUUCUUUUUCUCUUCAUAUUUCUUCGUCUAUUCUUUUAUUAUUUUUCCACUUGUUUUUGCAUCUUUCUUUUGUAUUUCAUUUUACGACUUUCUUCUUUUAUUCUUCUUGUUUUCUUUUGUCUUCUUUCCACUUGUCUCUUCGACUUUCUUUUGCAUUUCAUUUUUCUACUCUUUCUCUUUCUCUUAAUUUCUCUUCCUGUUUUCUUCUUCCGUCUUGUUUCUUCCUCUCUUUUUUUUUGCAUAGAAUCCUUUGUCUUCUUUCUUUUUCUUUUAAUUUCUCUUCCUCUUGUCUUUUAUCUUCUCUCUACUUGUUUAUUCGUCUUUCUUUUGCAUUUCAUUUUCGUCUUUUUCUCUUACUCUUCAUUUCUCUUCUUUCUUUUCUUUUAUCUUCUUUCCACUUCUUUAGUCACCUUUUUAUUUCUUUCUUUCUUUUCCUUUCUUUCUUUUAUUCUUUCUUUCUUUCUUUCUCUCUCUUUCUCCCUUUCUUUCUCUCUUUCUUUCUGUCUUUCUUUCCCUAUUUUUCUUUCUUUCUUUCUUUCUUUCUUUCCAUUUCUCAAUUUUAUCACCCCUAAAUACAUUUACACACUGUUCAUUCACAGUCACCCGUUCUGUCUACCUGUCAUGACAACUUUGUUCAGGAUUAGAUUUUAUCGGUUGAUAACUGCUGUCAUUUUUGUUCUCGACUUGUUCCGCCUGACCGCCCGGAUCCACCACAAACGCCACCUCCGGUGCCCGAUGGCUAUUUGCUCACUCAUCCGACAGACGUUACGCUGA